Molecule: messenger RNA, 264 nt
Organism: Moneuplotes crassus
Lineage: Eukaryota; Ciliophora; Spirotrichea; Euplotida; Euplotidae
Source: the annotation of a GenBank genome assembly
CUAAAAUUCACACAACAAUGGGAAAGAGGAAACACAAGGGAAAGCCUAAGAAAGUGGAUCCUGUGAAAAGAGAGCAGCUUUGCUUGUUAUCAAGCGAGAAGGGAUAUGAUAAUGUAUUGAGUGAUGCUUUGUGAGAGAAGCACUUUUUUGAAGAUUUUGUAUAUGGAGAGCAAAUCAAAUUUUCACUUCAGAAAUUUUCAGAAAGGAUGGCAAUCAAAUAACUUUGAUAAGCUCAAGGAGAUCUUUUUAAAUGAGGGCUUAUGG